CGAACGUUAUGGCUGACCGUGUACUCGUCUGUUGAGUAAUUUAAAAAAAAUAAAAAAAAAAUUCCAAAUUCGAAGUGAUGUUUGACACAUUGAAAGCGGAGUUGAAAUUAAAAUGGCGCCAAUAUUUGGCAGCUUCUUUUGCGAGCUACGGCAGCCUGUGCACCGGGAUGUCCAUGGGCUGGACCUCCCCCGUCUUCCCCCACCUCCGCUCCGACCACUCCCCGCUGCCGAGAGAGCCCACGCUGUCUGAGGAGUCAUGGAUUGGAUCUCUCCUGGUGUUGGGAGGGUUGCUAGGUCCGCUAAUAACCGUACCUCUCUCCCGGCACAUCGGCCGUCGCUGGAUCAUCAUGGGCUCCAACCUGCCGCUGCUGCUGGGCUGGCUGCUGGCCGGUGUCGCGGCGGAUCUGCCCACGCUGUACGCCGCGAGGAUCAUGUGGGGCUGCGCCACGGGCAUGCAGUUCGCGAUGGUGCCGCUGUAUAUUGGGGAGAUUGCUGAGGACAAGAACCGCGGCGCGCUCUCCGCUCUGUUCCUCCUGUUCAUCAACGUGGGCUUCCUCCUGGCGUACGCCAUCGGCCCCUUCUCCAGCUACUGGGGUCUGACGGCCACCGGCGGGAUACUGUCCCUGGUCUACCUCCCCUGUACGUGGCUGAUCCCGGAGACACCUUUCUUUUUGGUGUACAAAGGUAAAACCGAGGAGGCAUCCCAAGUAUUACAGAAACUACGAGGAACAUCGAAAGCUGGAGUCCAAGCUGAGCUGGAGGGUCUGCAAGCGGUGGUGGCGAGGGAGUUCAAAGAGGAACCCUCUAUCAAAGACCUGUGGGCUACUAGGGGACAGGUGAAGGCUUUGGGUAUCUGCGUGUUCCUGGCGAUGCUGCUGCAGCUGUCUGGCAUCGACGUGCUGCUGUUCUACAUGGAGGAGCUGCUGGUGAAGGUCGGCACCCGCAUCUCCGCCUCCGAUGGCACCAUCAUUAUGGGCGUGGUGCAGGUGGUGACGAGCUGCGUGACGCCGCUGGUGGUGGACCGGCUCGGCCGCAAGCUGCUCAUGUGGACCACCUCGCUGGGCCUGGCCAUAUUCCUGGGUAUAAUCGGCGUGUACGCGCUGCUGGACUCUCACUACAAGUACAACGUGGAGCCGUACGCCUUCAUCCCGCUGUUGUGCCUCAUCGUCUACAUGGUGCUGUUCACGCUCGGUGUGGGUCCGGUACCGUGGAUCUUGGUGGCGGAGAUGUUCCCGGUGAAGACCAAGUGUCUCGCCAGCGGCAUCGCCUCCUUCAUGUGCUGGCUCGCAGGCUUCGUGUGGACCAGGUUUUUCCGCGAAGUGGCGGCCUCGUACGGUAUAUACACGGCGUUCUGGAUCCUGGCGGCGUGCUGCGCGCUCGGCUUCGCGUUCUCCGCCUCGCCGCUGCUGCCCGAGACCAAGGGCAAGACGUUCGACGAGAUACAGGACAUGCUCAAUAAUAACAACAGGAGCAAGGAGCCAGACCCAGUCGAUGUUUAGUGUAAGGAUAUAGUUAUAGUUAAGAUUUUCCUGCGGGCAGAUUCUUAGCCCGAGGACGUCUUUGCCGAUCUCCGCGACGCCGCACACUGGACAUAACUUGCCCUGGAAAGAGAAAAAAGUUAUUUAAAA
Molecule: messenger RNA, 1628 nt
Organism: Aricia agestis (brown argus)
Lineage: Eukaryota; Metazoa; Arthropoda; Insecta; Lepidoptera; Lycaenidae
Product: facilitated trehalose transporter Tret1-like
Exons: 12
Coding region: 78-1499 (473 amino acids)
Biological process (GO): transmembrane transport
Cellular component (GO): membrane
Molecular function (GO): transmembrane transporter activity
Source: RefSeq, a predicted model, not a curated record